AUGGCUCCGGCGGCGGCGGGCGCGGGGCCGCGGGGCCCCGCCGCGCUGCCGCCGCCGCCGCUGCUGCCGCUGCUGCCGCCGCUGCUGCUGCUGCCGCUGCUGGGCGCCGGGCUGGAGGUGCAGCGCAAGUUCCUCUCGCCCACCCCCACCAACAACUUCGCGCUGGACGGCGCGGGCACCCGCGUCUACCUGGCGGCCGUCAACCGGCUGUACCAGCUCUCGGGGCCCAACCUGACGCUGGAGGUGGAGGAGGCGGUGGGGCCGGUGCUGGACAACCCGCUGUGCCACGCGCCGCAGCUGCCGCAGGCCUCCUGCGAGCACCCCAAGGUGCUCACCAACAACUACAACAAGCUGCUGCAGCCCGACCCGGCGCAGGGCGUCCUGGUGGUCUGCGGCUCCAUCUACCAGGGCUUCUGCCAGCUGCGCAGCAUGGCCAACAUCUCCGCCGUGGCCGUGCGGUUCCCGCCGGGCGGCGGCGGCGGCGGCGGCGGCGGCGAGCCGGUCACCGUCUUCCCCAGCAUGCUCAACGUGGCGGCCAACCACCCCAACGCCUCCACCGUGGGGCUGGUGCUGCGCCGCGGCGGCGACACGCGGCUGCUGGUGGCCGCCACCUACACGGGCUUCGGCAGCCCCUUCUUCCCCCGCAACCAGAGCCUGGAGGACCACCGCUUCGAGAACACGCCCGAGAUCGCCAUCCGCGCCCUCAACGCCCGCGGCGACCUGGCCCGCCUCUUCACCUUCGACAUCAACCCCUCCGACGACAACAUCUUCAAGAUCAAGCAGGGCGCCAAGGCGCGGCACAAGCUGAGCUUCGUGCGCGCCUUCCUGCACGGCGGCGCCCGCCGCCCCGCGCCCGCCGCCCGCCGCCCCUACGCCUACCUGGCGCUCAACAGCGAGGCCAACGCGGGCGACAAGGAGAGCCCCUCGCACAGCCUCCUGGCGCGCAUCUGCCUGGGCGACGCCGCCGCGCCGCCGCCCAACGCCAGCGCCGAGCCCAAGAAGCUCACCGAGUCCUACAUCCAGCUGGGGCUGCGCUGCGGCGCGGCCGGCGGCUUCACGCGCCUCGUGUCCGUGUGCCCGGCGCGGGCGGCCGGCGGCGCCGAGCGCCUCUUCGGCGUCUUCGCGCGGGCGGGCGGCGGGCGGCCGCGCUCGGCGCUCUGCGCCUUCCGCUUCGCCGACAUCGAGGAGGCGAUCCGCGCGGCGCGCAGCGCCUGCUUCGCCAGCGCCGCCGCCGCCGCCGCCGUCGCCGUGCUGGACAGCGUGGUGCAGGGCACCGGCCCCGCCUGCGAGAAGCGCAACAUACAGUUGCAGCCGGAGCAGCUGGACUGCGGAGCGGCGCAUCUGCAGCACCCGCUGGCCGUCAUGAACCCUGUCACGGCCACGCCGCUCUUCACCUACAACGGCCUCACCUCCGUGGCGGUCGCCAGCGUCCACAACUACACGGUGGUGUUCCUGGGCACGGCGAGCGGCGGGCUCCUGAAGAUUAAUCUGGACAGUUCCAUGAAGAUCAUUAGCAGGAGAUCCAUUUCAGUGGCUUAUGGAGAGCCUGUUCAUCCUAUCAUGCAGUUUGAUCCUUCUGAUUCCAGUUACCUCUAUCUGAUGACAUCCUAUCAGAUGACUCGAGUGAAGGUGGCUACCUGCAACCAGUAUGCGACUUGUACGGAGUGCCUGGCUGCAGCUGAUGCGUAUUGUGGGUGGUGCACUAUGGAGACCAGGUGUUCGCUGCAGCACGAGUGUGCAAAUUUCACUGAGGCCAAUUUCUGGGCGAGUGCAAGCGAAGGAGUGCAGCAGUGCCCUUCCAUGACCAUCUUGGAGUCCGAAAUAAAUAUCGACAAAGAGAACCCGGCUCUGAUAAUACAAAUAAAUGGGACAAUCCCAAACCUGAAUGGAACAAACAUAUCAUGUGAUUAUGGGAAUAAUAUCCACACGGUAGCCAGAGUUGCCAGAGAUGAUGUAAACCAAUUCAUUUAUUGCAGUUUACUUCCACGAGAAAAAUAUCCAGCAUUUCCAGACAACCAAGAUCACGUGAUCGUCGAAACUGCUCUCCGGGUCAACAACAAAAAUAUUAUCUGGGCCAAUUUCACCAUCUACGAUUGCAAAAGAACUGGAAACAUUUACCCAAAGAGAGUAUGCACCAGCUGCCUCUCAACCCGAUGGAAGUGUUACUGGUGCCCCUCGAAGUACAUGUGUGUCUCCAACCACUCACAAUGUGAGGAUGCGCUGCAGAUGAAAGAGAAAAUUGACUGUCCACGGAUUGUACCUGCCCCUUUAGAGCCAGUGCCCACAGGAGCUUCUCAAGACAUUAUAAUCUCACUGGCCAAUGCGACUUUCCCAAAGGAGACAGCCCUCGAGUGCCAUUUUGGAACUGAGCGGACGUUCGAAGCCCAGUGGGUGAACUCCUCCGCUGUUCGGUGCAGCCACGUGCUGCUCCACACAUCAGAAAAAAGCCAUCUCUUCCCAGUAAGCCUUCAGCUGAAGGAUAAACCAGACAGAUUUAUUGACAGUCCAGAGAUGAUGACAGUGGAGGUCUAUAACUGUGCAACUGGAAGUGCUGACUGUUCUCAGUGUCUGGGGAGAGAGGACCUGGGACACCGGUGCAUCUGGAGUGAGAUCAGCUCCAGCUGCAGGCUAAACACUGAAUCCUCCCAGGCUUCAGAUGUGUGCCCAGCUCCUGAAGUUAAGAAGAUUGAGCCCCUGAGUGGGCCCCUGGAUGGAGGAACUCUGCUCACAAUACGAGGAAGGAACCUGGGCCGCAGGUUCAGCGAUGUCAUUAAUGCUGUGAAGAUAGGGAGUGUGAAGUGUGUGCCACUCAGAGACAGAUAUGUGGUCUCUGAGACGAUCGUAUGCCAAACUGGAGAAGCUCCGGAGGUUUUUUCUGAUGUGGUAACAGUUAAUGUGAGCCGGGAAGGCAAGUCCAGGGAGCGAUACUCCUAUGUGCUUCCCACGGUGCACUCCAUAGCUCCACCGAAUGGCCCGAAAGCUGGAGGAACAAGAGUAACCAUCAAAGGAAGCAGGCUGGAUGUUGGCUCUGAGCUCCAUGUCCUCGUCAAUAACUCCAAACAGUGCACUGACCUCAGUCGCAACGAUACCACUAUCACAUGCACCAUGCCAUCUGUGGAACUCACCACAGCUGUGCGAGUCUGCAUCCAGUUUGAGAACAAGUCCUGUGCCAACUACAAUAUCACGUUCAAGUAUGAGAAGAAUCCGGUUAUAACAGACAUCAACCCUAAAAAGAGCCAGAUCAGUGGGGGGAGGAUCAUCACCCUGGAGGGACAAGGCUUUGAAUUGGUACAGAAUGCCUCAAUGGUGGUACGUGGCAUCGGCAGGGAGCAAACGAAUUGUAAGGUUCACGCAGACACUGUGAUUACCUGCCCUUCUCCAGCUGCCUCCAACAUCACUAUGGGGAGCAAGCCAGCACCUGUAGAUUUCUAUCUCAAUGGUCGCCUCUAUGCAGAUGACCGUCCAGCUCUUGAUGAGGAGAUGUACCCAGAGGAGGUUCUGCACAUCAGCAAAUUCAGCCUCGAGUACUAUGCUGACCCCCAGUUUUUCACAGCCAAGAAGGAGAAAUGGAUCAAGCAUCAUCCUGGCGAGCCCUUAACUCUGGUUAUACAUAAAGAGCCUGACAACCUAGGCCUGGAAAGCAAUGAGUACCAAGUGAAAAUUGGCCUUAUCUCAUGUGAGAUCCAGAUUGUUUCUGACAAAGUCAUUCACUGCUCGGUCAACGAGUCACUGAGCACUUCGGAAAGACAGUUACCUGUGACGAUCCAGGUUGGGAAGUUCAACCACACAAUUGCCAUGCUACACCUUGGGGGAGGAGAGACUGCAAUCAUCGUCUCCAUUGUCAUCUGCAGUAUAUUGCUGGUCCUGUCUGUUGUAGCUCUCUUUGUGUUUUGCACAAAGAGCCGCAGAGCAGAGCGCUAUUGGCAGAAAACUUUGCUCCAGAUGGAAGAAAUGGAGUCCCAGAUCCGAGAGGAAAUCCGCAAAGGUUUUGCUGAGCUGCAGACAGACAUGACAGACCUGACCAAGGAGCUAAACCGCAGCCAAGGGAUCCCGUUCCUGGAAUACAAGCACUUUGUCACCCGGACAUUCUUCCCCAAAUGUUCUUCACUCUAUGAGGAGUGCUACGUUCUGCCUUCCCAGCAGCUUAACUCCCAGGUGGGGUCUCAGGUCCAAGAAACUCAUCCACUCCUGGUAGGGGAAUGGAAAAUUCCUGAAAACUGCAGACCCAAUAUGGAAGAAGGAAUCUCACUGUUCUCCACCUUGCUCAACAACAAGCACUUUCUCAUUGUGUUUGUCCAUGCUCUUGAACAGCAGAAGGACUUUGCUGUUAGAGACAGGUGUAACCUGGCCUCCCUGCUUACUAUUGCAUUGCAUGGGAAACUGGAGUAUUACACUAGCAUCAUGAAGGACCUCUUGGUGGAUCUAAUAGAUGCUUCGGCUUCCAAAAACCCCAAGCUGAUGCUGAGGAGAACUGAAUCUGUAGUGGAGAAAAUGCUCACCAACUGGAUGUCCAUCUGCAUGUACAGCUAUCUCAGAGAGACGGUUGGAGAGCCAUUCUUCCUGUUGAUCUGUGCUAUCAAGCAGCAAAUUAACAAGGGCUCCAUCGAUGCCAUCACAGGGAAAGCCAGGUACACCCUCAACGAAGAGUGGCUCCUGAGGGAGAACAUCGAGGCAAAGCCGAGGAACCUCAACGUCUCUUUCCAAGGCUGUGGGAUGGAUUCCUUGAGCGUUAGGGCCAUGGACACAGACACGCUCAGUCAAGUGAAAGAGAAGAUUCUGGAAGCCUUUUGCAAGAAUGUCCCAUAUUCCCAGUGGCCAAGAGUAGAAGACGUUGAUCUUGAGUGGUUUGCCACAAGCACUGACAGCUACAUCCUCCGGGACCUUGACGAUACCUCUGUGGUGGAGGAUGGCAGGAAGAAACUGAACACAUUAGCCCAUUACAAGAUCCCUGAAGGGGCGUCACUGGCUAUGAGUUUGUUGGAUAAGAAGGAUACUACACUGAGCAGAGUGAAGGAUUUGGAUACUGAAAAAUACUUCCAUUUGGUUCUCCCGACUGAUGAAUCAACCGAACAUAAGAAGUCCCACAGACAGAGCCAUAGAAAAAAAGUCCUUCCGGAGAUCUACCUGACUAGGCUGCUCUCCACAAAGGGCACGCUGCAGAAGUUCCUGGACGAUUUGUUCAAAGCCAUUCUCAGUAUCCGAGAUGAUAAGCCGCCUGUGGCCGUGAAGUAUUUCUUUGACUUCUUAGAGGAGCAAGCAGAGAAAAGAGGGAUCACAGACCCUGACACUAUGCACAUCUGGAAGACCAACAGCCUACCUCUGAGGUUUUGGGUCAACAUCCUGAAGAACCCCCAGUUUGUCUUUGACAUUGACAAGACAGACCACAUAGACGCGUGUCUCUCUGUGAUAGCCCAGGCCUUCAUUGACGCCUGCUCCCUAUCUGAUCUGCAGCUGGGCAAGGACUCCCCAACCAAUAAACUACUGUAUGCCAAGGAGAUCCCAGAGUAUAGGAAAAUAGUGCAGCGAUACUAUAAGCAGAUUCACGACAUGCCCCCACUCAGCGAGCAGGAGAUGAACGCACACCUCGCCGAGGAGUCCCGGAAAUACCGGAACGAGUUCAACACCAACGUCGCCAUGGCAGAGAUAUACAAAUAUGCCAAGAGAUACCGCUCCCAGAUAGUGACUGCGCUGGACUCCAACCCCACGACGAAGCGCACUCAGCUCCAGCACAAGUUUGAGCAAGUGAUUGCGCUCAUGGAAGACAACAUCUACGAGUUCUGCAGCGAAGCCUAGGCUGGCUGCAGCCCUGGAAGUGACCUUCUGUACAGUGCACUGCCAUAGGGAACAUGCCUUUGACUGUGGAUACACCUUGGAUUACAUCCCAUCAGGGUCAUUCUGAAACCAGCCUGGUGGUGAGGGUGGGCCUGGCCCAUGGCUGGAGGGCUCCCUCACGUAAUAAGAAACCACAAGACACCUUUAUGAAUAGCUUGAAAACCCUCUGAUCUGCACUGUGGCAGCCAUAAUUUAUUUGCUGUUUCAAGCCAGAAAUGGAGGCAUGAGACUUGUGGCAAACUCUGUUAACCACUUCUUUCUAAUCAGCUCCUGAGCAGUCAGCUCUCUGCAUUCCUGUUUCCAGAGGAGGCUCCUCAUGGACAAGAGACCAGGCUGCAGAAGCUGUAACAACAGAUGCAAAGCAGAAGCGUAGCCUCAGGGAGUAACAAGCAAAGAUGGCAAAGGCUGUCAGAGCAAUGGCAGAGCUCCCUUCCACACUAUCCCUCUGAUAUCUGUGUGUUUCCAACACCAGGGACUCUCUCAGCUGUUCACUAUCUGCUGCAUUCUGUGUAUUUUUGUGCCUUUUAUUUUUGUACUGUAUGUGUAAACAUAACCACUCCUUCAUCUGAGACUUGGGCAACACAGGGAUCUUGGGGCUGAGACAAAGCAAUUGCUUCCUAAGUAGCUAAGACAUGUUAAAAGCACUUUAUCCCCUGAUGGAAACAGCUGAUACCUAGCUGGAGGGAGUGUGUGUUAGACAGUGUUAGGAAGGCGGUUCCCCUUUCCUCAAGGUUCCCAGAUCCAGGUGCACAGUGGACUAGUUUGCAGUGGAGUUGGCAAAUGCCCCCCUAACACACUACCCUUCAGCCAACUGGUCACAGGCAUCAUUUCUGCCCAGGAGCAGGAAACCAGACCUAAGGAAGAGAGGUCUCUUCCCUUAUCGCUAACUGUGGUCUCCUGCCUUAGCAGGUGCGUGAACGCACACAGCCUGGACUUAGGGUCAGCCCAGGGUAACACAGAUCACAUCAACAAGAGUCAGCUCCUGCUGAUGCUACUCGGGCAGAGCGGAGCAGAGCUGUGUGCAGGGCAGGUCGCAGGCAGCACCUCCCCACGCACACCCUGUGGGCAGGCCAGCCGGCAGCAUGGGCACAGCCGGCAGCACAGGCAGCUGAGCCUGAAAGCACCUAAAACAAGGACAGUGUGACAGGGGUCUGUUUCUAAACCAGCUUGUUUGCUUACUCUGGCCCAGCAUCCCAUGGUUCUCACCUGUGAGAAACCAAGAGAGUGCAGCAUUGUGGCACGUCUAGUCUUUGCUCUGGGCACGAAGGCAAAGGGAACAUCACCUCACUCGCCAUUCCAGCACAGUGCACACAUGCAGGCCAGCAGAACAGCUCCAGCAUCACAACCUGCAAGCAAAGAUAGAAAGCAUGAUACUUGCUCAUUAAACUGGUACCAGCACACAGCGCCCCACUGCAGAGGCUAACAGGGCACCUCUGAGACCCAGAAACUGCACUGCCAUCCCUCUGCGUUUGCUCCCCCAUCCCAGCUUCCGUGGCCCAUUUUCCUGCCUGCUGGCAGCUCCUCCUGCCUUUCUGCAGCCAGGGGAGCCGUGACACCUUCAAUCUUCCCAGUGGAAUUAAGACCUCCUCUUUACAUGCAGGGCCAAGCUAAUACCGCAUGUUGAAGCCAGAGUUCACAUGCAGGCCAAGGCAAUUUGCCCACAAAAGCUAAACCUGUAGGCACUACAUUUUCAAACUGCCAAAUACAAGGAGAAAAAACAAACAAAACUGUUACUACCUCACUCCAGGCAGGGUCUUAAGGGGAGCCUCCAUUACUCAUCCAGCUGGCAAGGAUGCAACCUGGUAUCACAUCACUUUGGUCCACCGAAACUCCUCCUGGGUGACUCAUUGCUGCAGACAGGUGUCCUCCAUCCCAGUUUCAGUAAUGCCGCAAGCAUUUGUCAGAAAUCAGAACACCAGAAUUGUGUGUGUAUAUAGAUAUCUAUUUUAAAAACAAAUGAUAGACUUUAUCCAGUACAUUAAGGGCAGGGGCUAGGGAGGGGAGGGAAAGGGGAGGAACAGAUUUUUCUUUUUAAUAGAGCUACAGAAAAAGUACAUACACUGUGUUAAUGUCUUUGCUGAGGGUGUGGCAUCAGAAUAGAAAUUUUAAGAAUGUAGCUGGGCUACAUUUUAUUUUGAAAGUAAUUUCAAAAAAAGAUUCUUGAACUUUUUUUCCUUUAGAAACUGUGAAUAGCUGCCAGAGAUAUAGGCAGGCCCAGUACAGGAAAGGUGAGAAGAAUUAAGGUUGCAGAGAAAGUUGAGCUUGGCUGGGGGGUAGACAGGGCCAUGGAGCAAUAGCCCAUGUUGCUGGAAGGGAAGGAUACGGGUGAGCUGGCAGCAAGUGCAACUUGCCUCCAGGUGAUGUGACUGGGCCAUGUAUUGGGCCUGUUGCUUUAUUAUUUAAAUUUUUCCAAAGCAAGAACAAAAGUAAAAAAGUAGUUGCUACGACCAUUUCAAAGGAACAACUUUUUAAAGAAACAGAAGCUUGAGGGUUUGUAGCGCUGCCUUGAACCCCAAGCCCCAUGUAACGUUUCUGAACUUUGGCAUGUGUUGUGGGUGUCGUGCCCUUACCUGCUGUUGUUGUGGAAGUGGCAGACUCUUGGAAAAAACCUAUCUUUGUAAUAAAACAAGGUGCUGAA
Molecule: messenger RNA, 8470 nt
Organism: Rhea pennata
Lineage: Eukaryota; Metazoa; Chordata; Aves; Rheiformes; Rheidae
Gene: PLXND1
Product: plexin D1
Exons: 36
Coding region: 1-5793 (1930 amino acids)
Biological process (GO): regulation of GTPase activity; negative regulation of cell adhesion; regulation of cell migration
Cellular component (GO): plasma membrane; semaphorin receptor complex
Molecular function (GO): protein binding; semaphorin receptor activity
Source: RefSeq, a predicted model, not a curated record